Abrus precatorius (Indian licorice) is the source of this 2452-nucleotide messenger RNA. RefSeq names its product exonuclease mut-7 homolog. The transcript is spliced from 10 exons. NCBI's taxonomy places the organism in Eukaryota, Viridiplantae, Streptophyta, Magnoliopsida, Fabales, Fabaceae. The record is from RefSeq and is a predicted model, not a curated record. Gene Ontology annotation, biological process: nucleobase-containing compound metabolic process. The coding region runs from base 935 to 2401 and encodes 488 amino acids. Gene Ontology annotation, molecular function: 3'-5' exonuclease activity; nucleic acid binding.
CCAGUGGUAUUUAUAUUCCUGCUGAAAGAAUGCUAUUUUUAUGGUAACACCGUGCACUCAAAGAGACUGGACAUCAGUGUUUAUUGUCUGGAAACUUGUUGUGCACAUGUCUAUGUUUUCAUUGUCUAAGUGUUGAACAUGUGACACCUAGGAUAAAACUGGUUUUGAGGGGGUGUGUGUUUUAACUAUCUUGGCAUCCGAUGAUUAUUUGAUAGUUAAAACAUUUUUUUCCUUCUUCAAGGGCUUUGAAUUAUUUACUUAAAUUAUUUCCUUCACGUCCCAAGAAAUUAAUUGUCAUCCAAGAUUUGUCCAAAAUCUCACUCUGCCUUGUGUUACAAAUUCCUUCCUAGAAUGAUAUUUAUUUUGGGUUGAGCAUUUCAAUGUUCAGACUUCAGAUAUAUGAUAUCCUAUAUCUUUCAGAUUACAUACGUGGUAUCUGCUUUAAUAUAUUAUUGCCCAUGCAUGGAAACUUUUUGGGGAAAAAAAGUGAUUCAGGAACCAAUUAUCACUUUUCAGGGUCAAUUGAUAUUAUAUGGGCACAUGAGCAGAAAGUUGAUUUUUUGGAAAGCCCAUAACUAAGAAAUUUUUUUACAGACCUUAAUUACUUAUCAGCUCUGGUAAUGAGUCCUUUAUAAAGUUAGUAAGAUAUUCUUUUCAUACAAGUCAGCAAACUUCUUUAUAAAUGUUUUCAUAAUUAGCCAUCAAACUUCUUUGUUGCAAUUGAAAUUGAUGAUUAUUCAUUAGACUUAAUGUGGUUUCCAUCUGUCUCAUCAAUAUGCAUCUUGUUUCUUACUUUUCAGAGUUGUUUUCCUUUGAAUGACAUUGCAUAGGCACAUGUAAGGCAACAGCAAAAUUCCGAGCCCUUCAACAUCAAGUAUAUCUUGUUCUCCAUAAUGAUCCAAAACCUGGACCAUCAACUUUUAUUGUUCAGUGCAUGUAUGUGUCACCUUUAUUUGAAGAUCACAGUCAAGGAUUUACUCAUUUGAUUGUAUCUGCUCUUUGCCGCUUCCUAAAAAGAUCAACCACUACAGAAGCUUCCUUGGAAGUGAAAGACUUGGCCGCCCAUCUUCUUCUUGAUAUUCUUAGGGGUGAGAUCUAUCAUGAUGACAAGAUAGUCCUGAAGUUAUUGGAGAUUUCUGAUGUAAAACUAACAAAUGUUGAGAAAGCAAUGUGCCAAAUCAAGGAAAAAUAUGAUUUAAGUCUCACAGCAAAAGAAUUUGUUGAGCAGUAUAUUGUUGAAUUGGUAAAAUCCCAGUUGUAUGUGACAGCUGUCACUUUAAUGGAGCAUUUCUCUAUCCACCACUAUGGCAAGUCUUUUCUCCAUGAAAUGAUAAAGAGUAAUCAAUUCAAAGCAGCAGAGAAGUGGGCGACAUAUAUGGGGAAACCUAUGUUAUCCAUACUUGUGGAGGAGUUCAUUGAGAGGAACAUGCUAAAGAAUGCCUAUGAGACUAUAAAGAAAAAUAAUCUAAAGCACGAUUUCCCUAAUGUAUACAAAAGGUGUAAAGAAAGCUCACUAAAAACCUUAGCAGAAAAAGGAUGUUGGGAUGUUGCCGAGGCAAGAACAAACAAUGAUAGACAGCUAAUGGAAUAUUUGGUUUAUUUGGCAAUGGAAGCUGGUUACACGGAGAAAGUUGAUGAACUGUGUGAUCGGUACUCCCUAGACAGGUUUUUGGAUAUCAAAGUACCUGAAACAAAUAAUCUGCAAGGGCGUUAUUUACAUCUUGAUGAACUAUCGGUUGAAGACAUCAUUUGGGUUGAUGAAGUUGAAGGUUUGCUUGUUGCAACAAGUCAUAUUGAGGGUUUUAAAGUUGUAGGUAUUGAUUGUGAAUGGAAACCUAAUUAUGUAAAAGGCAGCAAGCCAAACAAGGUUUCUAUCAUGCAAAUUGCUUCUGAAAAGAUGGUUUUUAUCUUUGAUCUGAUAAAGUUACACACAGAGGUGCCUGGCAUUUUAGACGACUGUCUAUCUCGCAUUUUGCUGUCACCUAGAAUUCUAAAACUUGGGUAUAAUUUCCAAUGUGAUGUAAAGCAACUUGGUCACUCAUAUGAAGAGUUGAGAUGUUUCAAGAAUUAUGAAAUGUUGCUGGACGUCCAGAAUAUUUUUAAAGAACAUCACGGUGGUUUGGCCGGGCUUUCAGAGAAAAUACUGGGAGCAAGUUUAAACAAGACAAGACGAAACAGCAACUGGGAGCAACGACCUUUGUCUCCAAAUCAACUAGAAUAUGCUGCUCUGGAUGCUGUUAUACUUGUUCACAUAUUCCACCAUCUUCCCGGUCAUGGACAUGAUAAAUCUGAGUGGAAGUCUUGCAUCGUGUCCCACACGGAAAACGCCAAGAAAUCCAAGAAACAUAUACCAAAAGUUGUGGACAGACAUGGAGACCAACAAGGAUUGAUUCUGAACUGAGAUUAAUUUUUAAUUGAUUAAAGUGUAAAGUGGAAAAUUUUAUAUAGAAAA